AUGUGGAAUCGCGCGACAGCAGGCGACACCAACGCGUCGCCCAACGGCUCUGCGAACACCCGAAACAGCCUGCGGCGUGGCGUGCGAUCGCUCAGCACUCCCGCGUUAGACUCGGUAACAGCCCCCCUAUCGACCCUGUCGCGCCACCGCCGUUCCAUCGAUGAAGCUCGCGUGGCCGCCGCAUCAUGCGCCGCCACCGCCGGCGGCGUGGAGUCACGAGAAUCUUCCGCGCAACUACCGCCGCAACCAAAGCCGUUCUCACCGACUACAGCCGCGGCGUAUGACGUGGCGCGUCUUGCGGCGGUUCACCGUGCAAGCUCGGACUCUUACCUUGCGAGAAACGCGGUCAGCGGGGCGGCGGUUUGUCCGCUGGAGCUUCCUCGUGUCGCGAGCACAAGCAGUGCAACGGAGAGCUCGCCGCACAACUCGGCGCAGCGUCACGCGGCGCGGACUGCAGAGUCCCGGCUAUCCCGCCGCAUUCGGCGCUCGUAUGACGUGGCAGCUAGGAUGUCCGACGCGGACGCCCCUUCCGCUGACACCUCGGCGGCCGCGACGACCGCGGCAGCCGCAACUCGCGCCGCGAGCGCCGGAGACGCCGCGAAUGGCGGCGACGCGAGCGUGGAGGUUUUGGGAAGCAACUCGCGGCGCGUGAGCGCGCGCGUCGUGGUUCCCGCGAGUGCUGACGUGGUGUGGGGCGUUCUGACAGACUACGAGCGGCUCGCGGAUUUUAUCCCCUCCCUGGCGACCAAUCAGAUGCUGCAGCGGCGAAGCAACGGAGCUAGACUGCUGCAGGUACGUGCUAAUCUAGGAAUUAUACCAUAUUAUAUCACGUCAUAUCCUCUCUAUCCUUCACAGGUGGGCGAGCAGGACGUGGCGAUGGGCAUUAAGUUCUGGGCCAAGGUGGUGGUUGAUGUGGGCGAGCAGGACAUGGCGAUGGGCAUCAAGUUUCGGGCCAAGGUGGUGGUGGAUGUGGAGGAGGGGGAGGACGAGCGCCUGCCCCGUGCCUUUUCCAGAAGCUUCAGCAGCGGCAGCAGCGACGGCAGCGGUGGCAGCAGCAGCAGCAGCAGCAGCAGUGGGGAGGAGAGUGAUGCGGGGAUUGGCGGGGCGGGUGGCAGCAUGAGGAGGCGACGCAUUCACUUCAAAAUGGUGGAGGGCGACUUUCAAAAGUUUGUGGGCGUCUGGACUCUUGAGGAACAGCUGCCUGGCUCCCCCUCCGGCCCCACAACCCUCUCAUACUCGGUUGAGCUGACCCCACACUUCUGGCUGCCGGUGGCCUUGGUGGAGGGGCGAAUCUCGAGGGAGAUUAAAGCCAACCUAGCAGGGGUCCGACAGGAGGCAUACAGGAGGAUCCAGAUGGCCUUGUCGCAAGUGUGA
This is a messenger RNA of Closterium sp. Yama58-4, 1374 nucleotides long. The record is from the annotation of a GenBank genome assembly. NCBI's taxonomy places the organism in Eukaryota, Viridiplantae, Streptophyta, Zygnematophyceae, Desmidiales, Closteriaceae.